This is a messenger RNA of Solea solea (common sole), 3971 nucleotides long. It is a transcript of the gene aadat, whose product is annotated as aminoadipate aminotransferase. Bases 263 to 1540 code for a protein of 425 amino acids. Gene Ontology annotation, molecular function: pyridoxal phosphate binding; L-kynurenine:2-oxoglutarate transaminase activity. The record is from RefSeq and is a predicted model, not a curated record. Gene Ontology annotation, biological process: biosynthetic process. NCBI's taxonomy places the organism in Eukaryota, Metazoa, Chordata, Actinopteri, Pleuronectiformes, Soleidae. The transcript has 14 exons.
UCAGCGCAUAUUUGCAUUGACAGUCUGCGGGCUUCAGGAGAUCUCUCCGUAUGAACAAACGACAUUAACCAGAAGCCCCUGCGGCGACGAGCGGAAAAGCCGCUGCUGUAACCCUAGAAGAAGCAUACUAUGCUGUGCGUGGCACUGUAGUUUAAUGUCUUUCCAUAUUAUCGUUUGUCAGUAAACGCAAAGGAAAACGACCUGACUGAGUUACAUAUAGUUGGUACCAAAGUGUGAGUUAACGCUGUAAUAAUCCGGAAACAUGAAUUACACUCGGUUCCUAACAGCCGUCAGUGCAGCCAGAAAACCGUCUGCCAUCAGGGUCCUGACUGAGCUGCAACAACGGUCGCCUCCAACCAUGAUCUCUUUGGCCGCAGGGGCGCCGAACCCUGACACGUUCCCUUUUGAGUCAGCAUCCAUCAAGGUGCGGAAUGGCCCAGCGAUUACCUUCGAUGAGAAGACGAUGAAGAGAGCUCUGCAGUACUCGGCCUCCAGUGGUAUUCCCGAGCUACUCAUGUGGAUGAAGAACUUGCAGAAGAAUCUUCACAAUCCACCGACUGCUAACUACUCUCCAGAGAAUGGCCAGAUGGACAUGUGUGUGACCACCGGAAGCCAGGAGGGGCUCUGUAAGGUGUUUGAGAUGCUGGUCAACCCUGGAGACAACGUUCUACUAGAUGCCCCGACAUAUUCCGGCACACUGGCAGCACUUCAGCCACUUGGUUGCAACCUGAUCAGCGUCGCCAGUGAUCAGCAUGGCAUUAUACCUGCAGCCCUGAAGGAGGUCUUGUCUCAGUGGGAACCUUCAGAGGUCCAAAAGCCUGGCAGCACCGCCCCAAAAGUCCUCUACGUUAUCCCUAAUGGAGGAAACCCCACAGGUGCCUCCAUGACGACUCAGCGGAAGAAAGAAGUGUACAAGCUGGCCCAGCAGUACGACAUGCUCAUCAUAGAGGACGACCCAUACUACUUCAUGCAGUUUGACAAGCCGUGGGUUCCCUCGUUCCUCUCCAUGGACGUUGAUGGGAGGAUUAUCAGAACAGACUCUUUCUCUAAGAUCUUGUCUUCAGGGUUGCGGUUGGGUUUCGUGACUGGCCCCAAACCACUGGUGGAGCGGGUGGUGCUGCACAUACAGGCGUCGACCAUGCACACAAGUACAUUCACACAGCUUCUGGUGUCUCAGUUGCUACACAGCUGGGGUCAAGAUGGUUUCCUCCAGCACGUAGAUGGAGUGGUCGAGUUUUACAGAAAAAAACGUGACACCAUGUUGACCUCUGCAGACAGAUGGCUUAAAGAUGUAGCCGAGUGGCACGCCCCAUCUGCAGGCAUGUUCCUGUGGAUCAAACUGAAGGACAUCGCUGACACUCAGCAGCUCAUUAUGGAGAAGGCGUUGGAGAAAGAGGUGCUGCUGGUUCCUGGAUGUGUCUUCACGAUCGACAGCACUGAGCCUUCUCCGUAUGUUAGAGCAGCCUUUUCUCUGUCCUCACCGGAACAGAUCGACGAGGCCUUCAGAAGACUCUCCUUACUCAUCAAAGAAGCUUUGUAAGGAUUUUUAUUCCCUGUUUGUUUGUUUUUUGUUUGUUUUUCUUUUUAGAUUUCUAACUAAAUACUGAGUUUAAAUAUAUUUUUAAUAUAUAUUUAUUACCUCUGGCAAAAAUGUUUCUGCUGAAAACACUUUGGAGCAAAAAAAUGCACGACUGCCUUGUGAAGCACAUGAUUUGUUGAUACACUACACCCAAGCUGUUUUUCUGUAUCUUUUGAGCUUGUAUGUUUAUAUGACGCUAAAAUAGUAAUGUUUAAUUUAUACAAUACAGGGAAACAAAUGUGUGCCAAACAAAAAAAAAAAAACACGCACAGUUUUAUCUUUGCAGCCCAUGAUUGUAGUAAACGUUGAGUUGGUGCAUUAAGGUGCUGGAGUUUCUCUGACCUUAGACAGUUUGUGUUCCUUUGUUUUAAAACUUGCAUGUUCAUGAACACAUUGCAUCAACAUCUGAUCCAAUCUGUUAGUUUUCUUUCCCUUUAUACAGACUUUGACUCUGCUGUGUGCAUAUGAAGGAUAAUGGGAUCAGAGGGUUUAGGAAUCAGGCUUUUCUAACUCUCGCUGCACAAUAGACGUAUUUAAAGUCCUUGGCUAAAGAAUGUAGUGCAAAUUAAUUCAUUCAUUAAUUAAAAACAUACAUCCUGACCUGAAUAUUAUGUUUCCUUGCCUAAAUGUUGAUAAAAUAUAAUACUUAAGUAUCUUGGGAAGAAAAGGAGGAUAACAAAUAGUGCUGCAGAUUUUCACCCAUCCAAAACUCUUAUUGACACACCAACAGAUGUCAAAUCAUUGUGAUUACAUGUUUUAAAUUGAAGAUUACCGUUUAGAUGUAAAAGAAAAUGAUCAUGCCUACUGAUAGAAUCAUUUUACACUGGCAAUAGGGUUAAGGUUAGCCCAAGUCAAAUUAUCUAAUUCUGACUAUUUUGUGCAGCUCUACUGUGAGAUUAUAGAUUUCCUACAUGUUUUGCAGAUUGACUAUACUGUGAAUACAUACUCAAAUGCAAUGAAUGGGGCUGCUUCUCCAUGUUGAGUAAAUGUAUAGGAAACAGCAAUAGAUUUGUCCCUAAUAGAGACACAAACUUCAACAGUGAAUUUCAAGCUGCUGGAGGUUGCUGCACCAAAUCCCCUGAACUUGUAUUUUUCCGGCUCAGUAAUUAUAUGUUUGGGUUGGCACAUGAGCUGGUUCCACACCAAACAAAGCUGAGUAAAUAUGUGCAGUCUCUUCUAUUUACUUUAAAUAGUUUAUUGUGUUUAACACUCUCUUGCCAAAUGCUGAGGUCAUUCUGCAAACUCACAAUCAUAUCCGGAUGCUGUGUCAGGCUUUUUUUUUCUUUGACAGAUGGAAAAUAAACACAGCUCCUUAAGUCAUAAAACACUGUAAUAGAUAAAAAGAAAAAGAUUAUCUUGUGCACACAAGAUUAAAGUGUAAACCACUUAACCAUUUUUUUUAUAUGGGUAUCUAAUAAUGUUCAGUGUAAAUUAAAGAUGUCUCUUUCUUCACCUGAAAUCCAGCACUCCAUCAUCAUGACUGACUAGCCAAGUGUUCCAUUAACUGUAAUCCCUCAACAAUUACAAGACAUGUGACCAGUGUGAAUGUGAAGGGUCAAUGAAUCAGGUGACACCUGAUUUAGGCCAAAGGAAUAGCUGUGUUUUUAAUCCAAUGUCUUGGUUUUAUUUGUAAUUUGUUUGGUUAGUUAUUUAAAGCGAAUGACUCCACAGCUACACCUGCUGCAGCAACAAUAUGAAGCUUCACCACCAGAUGUCACUAAUUGUUAACAUUUCUUUGAAUAUUAUUUUCUUUAGAAUUUGCAAUUGUUUUUUACACAGUGUCAUUUCACUAUGCUCACAAAAAAAAGCUAGAUAAAUACAGUAUAUCCAAAUAUGGUAAUUUGUCAACACACUCCACACAUGCUCCCUUAAAUAUUUAAACAUGUAUAAUAUCUUCUGUAUAUUUUUGUUUGCUAAGGCUUUUGUGCAGUUUUCAGUUUCAGACUUCAUGUGCAGGAUAACCCUGACUUGGUAUACAUUUAUAUCAGUUUUGCUCUGCCUUUAUUUUAUUUAUUUUUUCCUGAUUGUUCAAACAUUGUUUUUUUUUCUCUGCAUUUUCCAGUUUGAACCUGAUCUUUUAUCUGAGCUUUUUUCUUUGACUGUCCUUUCAUAGUCCAACAUUUUGACAAUUGUAAUUCACAAAAGAUACAGAAGGUGUUUCACCACAGUCCAUUUGUAUGUCACUAUACCUUGUGUGUUAAUGCAGACUUGCUCAAAAGGAUACACUCACUGCGCCACAAAAUUAUAUGUGAGGUUUGACUCUCGUGUUUGUUUAUGUCACAAAGGUAACAGGUAAAAGCACAUGACUUGUUACUUAUGUCUUAUUGUAAAUGAACAUCUGAAGAAAGAAAAACUACUAAUUGUGGUCAAUAAAGGAUUGUUUCAAUGAUGA